AUGGAGAACAAGGAUCACAUCUCCGAGGUGGUCGAGGGACACCAGCCGCACACUCACCACCACACUCACCACGCCGACAAUACCGUCGACGAGUCCAACACUCCCGUUUACAUCCGCGACAUGGAGGCCGCCGCUCCUGUCGGUCCCGAUGCUGGCUACCCCAUUCGCGACGAGAAGGCACCGAUUGACCCCGUCGUUGCCUCCGCCGAGGAGAUCUCUCCCAGCAACACCAAUUCUCAACUCUCCGACGAGCAGAAGCCUACUCUGACCGCCGGUCCCGACUACGUCUUCUACCAUAUCAAGCGCAUUUGGCGUCAACAUCGUCCCCUCUGGAUGGCGCUCAUUCACCUCACCAUCCUCCUCGUUACCACCGCAUGGUUCAUCGGCGGUUUGGCUACGCACAGAGGUCGAUACGGUUGGGUCGUCCAAUUUAUCUUCUGGCUGUUCGUCACUAUUCGUAUGAUCACCUUCCACGUCCCCGUCUCCCUCGUCACCCGUCCGGUGUACAAAAUCUGGGAUGUUUGUGCCACCCGGGCCCUCGCCCUGGUCCCCGAGCGCUAUCAGAUUCCAUUGUCGGGCUUCACCGUCUUCGCCGUAUUCCUCAUCGGCGCAAUGGCAUCCCCCACCUCCGCGACCAACAACCGCGAAAACCGGAUUCUCUCCAUCUUCGGUCUCUUCCUUUUCCUCUUCAGCGUCUGGGUCUUCUCCAAGAACCGCAAGGCCAUCAAAUGGAGAACCGUCCUCAUGGGCGAACUCAUGCAGUUCAUCACCGCUCUCUUCGUCUUGCGCAGUACCGCCGGUUACGAUAUCUUCAACUUCAUCUCCGAGCUCGCCCGCGAACUCCUCGGGUUUUCCCAGGAUGGUGUCGCAUUUUUGGUCACCAAAGAGAUCGCCGCGCUCCCCUACUUCUUCUUCACCGUCCUCCCCGCCAUCGUCUUCUUCGUCGCGUUCGUCCAACUCUUGUUCCAUUGGGGCAUCAUGCAAUGGGCCAUCAUCAAACUCGCCAAAUUCUUCUACUGGUCCCUCCGCAUCUCCGGCGCCGAAGCCGUCGCGGCCUCAGCCGCCCCAUUCAUCGGACAAGGUGAAAACGCAAUCCUCAUCCGCCCUUUUGUCGCACACCUCACCGACUCCGAAAUCCACCAAAUCAUGUGUUCCGGUUUCGCAACCAUCUCCGGCUCGGUCCUCGUCGCGUACGCGGGUAUGGUUAAAUCCCCCCAAUCUCUCGUCGCAUCCUGCGUCAUGUCCAUCCCCGCCUCGAUCGCGAUCUCCAAAAUCCGAUACCCAGAAACCGAACUCUCCGUCACCGAAUCCCGCGUCGUGAUCCCCGACGACGAGGAACACAAAUCAGCGAACGCUCUUCACGCUUUCUCGAACGGCGCUUGGCUCGGUCUUAAGAUCGCCGGGAUGAUCAUGUCGAACCUCCUUUGUAUCAUCGCACUCAUUGCACUCAUCGAUGGUGUACUCUUCUGGAUCGGCAAAUACUUUGGCGUGCCGCAACUUCAGCUGGAGUGGCUUCUCGGAUACUGUCUCUACCCCAUCGCUUUCCUCCUCGGCGUCCCUCGCGACGAGCUCUACCCCGUCGCCAAACUUAUCGGUAUCAAGAUCAUUCAGAACGAGUUUGUCGCUUACAACUCUUUCUCCACAGAGGCCGAGUACGCCAACCUCUCUCCCCGUGCCGUGAUUAUUACCACCUACGCUCUCUGCGGUUUCGGUAACCUCGGAAGUUUGGGUAACCAGAUCGGUGUGUUGGGACAAUUGGCUCCCUCCAAGACUGCGAACUUCUCGAAGUUGGCGGUGAGUGCUUUGAUCUGUGGUAUCUUGGCGACAUUGAGUUCGGCGAGUAUCGCGGAGGAGCACCGAGAACCCAACCACCAGAUUCUUCAACUCGCAAUGGUCGAGUCUACAAGUAAUUUGGAGCUGUUGGCAUGUCUCGAGAAAGUAAACGUCCUCUCUAAAGCUGGUGAUCAUCGUGGUGUGCGUUGCGAGAUCGUCCGGAUCGUUGAAGAACAUGAUCCUCGAGCUCGGAAGGAUGCGACAGAUGUGGGUGCUACGGAGGAGGAGAUCGUACAGAAAGACAGUGAGAUCAGUGAUGAGAAGCUUUCAGCACCGACGGACGAACCAGCGAAGAAGUCCAGCGCAAGCGACUCAGCCAUUCUUACACAGCCAGAAUUCCACUUACGAAUCACCACCCCUCCUCCGACGUUCACCCUAGACGAAGACGAAGAACCGGAAUCGCAGGUCCUUCUGCAACUCGUCCUCCAACCGUCGCAGCGAUGCAUCCUUUCACGUUCAGAGCGUGGACAAACGUUUAGCUUUGUGUUGGGAAACGAUCAGGAGCAGGAAGAGGCGGAUAACGGAAAUCGGAGGAAGGACAUGUUGAAUGUCGUAGUACCAAGCCAUUCCCAAAUCGAUCGCGAUUCUCUCCAAGCCUUCACCUCAAUCCUCCAAUCCCUCGCAACCCUCCGCCUCUACAAGCCGCCCCAAGACACCGCCUUCUCCCCCUCCCGCGACCUCUCCACCGCCUUCCUCACCCGCCUAAACCUCACCGAAUCCGACCUCGACACCGAUGACUGGGCCCUUCCCUCCGCCCUCCUCUCAACAGCCUCAACCGGCCUCGCCGAAACAAUAUCCGCUGGCUUCGGACACCUAGCAACAGCCGUCAACAAAGCCGGCUCAUUUAUCCAGAAUCAUACGGAUGCGGUGACGGAGGAACGGUAUGCGAGGGUUAAUCCUGAUACGCUGGAGACGCUUGAGAAGGUGAGUAGAGGGGGGGAGAGAGCUGUUGAUGGGAGUGUGAAGGGGAUGAAUAAGGUGAGGAGUGGGUUGCUGAAGGGGUUUAAUUUCGUGCGGGAUGAGUAUCGGGAUCCGGAAGAGAGGGAGGAGGGGAGGAGAGCGGAUGCGGGUGAAGGGCGGGGAGGAAGUGCGGCGGCGACGCCGCAGGGGUUGGGGUGGGAGGGGCGAAUGGCGAGUCCGCCUAGGACGAUGUCUGCAUCGCCGGUACCGUCUCUGAAGGGGCCGGUGUUGAUCGAUUUAGAUACUGGGAAUGACGAUGAGCGACCACCGCCUAGGCCAGCCCGCCCAAGCGCCGACACGCCCACCCGCAUCCUAAGCCCCCCCUACUCCCUCGACAUCCCCACCCCCUCCAACCAAAGUCCCAUCGAACGCUCCCGCUCCGCCCAAUCAACCUCCUCCACCACCUCCCGCGGCUCCAAAGGCUUCGGCGCCGAAGCCCUCAAAUCCCUCAAGAAAAUCACCGGAGCCUGGGGUGACUCAAUUGAUACCCUUCACCAGACCCUCAACACGAACGUCGUGGACGUCACGCGACACCUCAAGGGACCCGAAGCUGCACAGGCUGCGAGGCAUGUUACGGAUACGCUGUAUUCUGCGCGCACGGUGUAUGAUACUAUCUCUAUCAGGCCGGAUAAAGUCUUGAUUGGUGGACGUGCUGGGAGACCGAAGGCGCAUGAUACGAGUUUGGGAGGGGAGGCUGAGGGAAAGGUGGAGAGGUGGGUUGGGGGUGUAGAUGGCGAAGUCGAUGUCCGUACACCUUCCCAGCAGCUCGACGAUCCCCUCGACCACGGCCGAGGACGCGCAGACGAACGCCCCCCACCCCGCCCCGCACGUCCCCAAUAUCUUCAGCGACCCGCUGUGGUACCACAGGAUUCGUUCAUCUCCGUGAAUAUAGACACGGAGACACCACCACCCAAACCCGCGCGCCCAUCGACCGAACUCGCGGAACGGCGUCGAAGGAGUAUGGAAGUCUCUGCUCGCCGGUCGUUGGAUAUUGCGAGGAGGAGUGUUGAUGUUGAGGGGGGUGGACGGCCAUCGUUGGCGUCGUUGGGGAUUACGGAGGAAGAAGAAGGCCCGCCGCCGAAGCCGAGGAGGCCUGUGGGGAAGCAGGGAGGGGCAGGGGAUAUUGCGGGGCAGGAGGCGAUGUUGAGGUAUUGGGCGGAGAUGAAGAGGAAGAAGGAUGUGGAGGCGGCGAACCCGUGA
Saitoella complicata NRRL Y-17804 is the source of this 3993-nucleotide messenger RNA. RefSeq lists its product as uncharacterized. The record is from RefSeq and is a predicted model, not a curated record. Gene Ontology annotation, cellular component: membrane. The transcript is spliced from 5 exons. Gene Ontology annotation, molecular function: symporter activity; nucleoside transmembrane transporter activity. Bases 1 to 3993 code for a protein of 1330 amino acids. Gene Ontology annotation, biological process: nucleoside transmembrane transport. Lineage: Eukaryota; Fungi; Ascomycota; Saitoellomycetes; Saitoellales; Saitoellaceae.